AUGAGUACCUCCUCUCCACUCGAGGUUCCUCCCCUUUCCGAUUUCCCGUCGAAGCCGGAGGAACUCGAACACCCACCUCAACCCUCAACUAUUUACGAUUUAACCCGGCUUCCUAAUCCACCUAACGACUGGUCACAUUUCAAUGUCAAGUUCGAAAGUGUUGCACUGGGUCAUAGUCGUUCCUUGAAGCUCCCGCAGGUGCAAGUGUUGAUGAAACAUUACUUCUGGGGAAUCAAGUAUGAGGAAACGACCAAGACCGCCAUGACGACGAGGAAGAAGCAGAAUCUCAAGGUUCUACAGAUGUUUCUGUUCAAGCUCAUCUACUACAUGCAAGAACGCCAUCGUCCGAAGACUUGGCUUGAAAUGCUCAAUAUCAACCGAGACACUGGACCACGACUCUUGAGAUACGACCUUGAUCCGCGCCCAAGGCCACUCAGUAGGUGGUACACUUCUCUUCCUGAUGUGAGCACGCCUAUCUUGAAUGCGUACAUACGCCCUCUGGACGCGCCCCCAGACAUGCCCGACUACCUUAUCCAACAAUAUAUGUACUCAGUUGAUAGCUUGUACACACCACCUCCACCACCUCCACCUCCAGCGCCAACACUCGCUGCGCAACAAGAGGAAAUCCUUCGUAUGGAACUGUUGCAACACAUGAACCCAGGAGUCGAAUUUACACCAGCCUAUUCAUUGACCGAUCCGCCGGGUACGAAAAUAACGGGCCCUGAACCCGGCCAAAAACGGGGUCCAGAUGAAAGCAGUGAGCCCCGUAGGAAGCGCUCGAGACAAAUUUCACCUGGUGCCCCUGCUUACCGAGGUCGCCCUCGUUCCCCUACUCCGCCGUUUCAAGAGCCUGUCUUUGCUGCUGACGAAAUCACAACUUUCACCUGGACGCCUGGUCUGGCACCUUCCCAUACAGUGGCCCCCGUUGGAAAGCACCAAUUGAGCCCCCUUGCCCCGAAAGUCCCAGGCCCAGUUGACACGCGAGUGCUUACGGAUGCCAUAGAACGAGCUGUGAUGCAGAUUGUAUAUGCAGAUUUGGAACGCGAUCCCUCCAUUCCAUCUACUGAGAAACCUAUUCGCCACGGGACCGCCCAGUCAUACCAAGAUAUCCUCAAGCUGAAACUUGGAUCAUUCCCCACCACAGCAAAUGUGAAGUUGUCGCCAUUGACGUUUGAUUGGGAUCCAAAUGGCACUUUGUUUCCGGUCCGGGGCCGCGGCCCUAUCUGGGACGCAAUGUCUUGUGCGACGGAUGCUGUUAUUGUAGCGGGAAUGCUACUCGAUGCUGGUUGUACCAAGAUAGAUCGCGCAAACAAUCGAGCAGCUGAGUUCAAGGAUAUUGAAAAAGCAUUCAUUGAAGUGACAAUGGCCAGCUGGGAGACCUUCGAUGAUAAGACUUCUAUAUUUGUGCGUGACGAGUGGCUCCGUAUGUUUAUGGAGGGGUCACCCGGCUUGAAAAUGGGACAACCGAUUCCUCCUUGGGCGGUAUGGUCAGUGGCCACGAGAAGCUUCGCCCAAUUCCGCUAUUUCCACGUUGAGCGAGUGACCCCUUGCAAAUGUCAGCGCGAGAUUCCGUUUUACAACUCCCAUCAAGGGUCCUGCAUUUUACCCGGGUACCAACCGGGCGAUGAAAACGGAGUAGAACUGCAAGUGUUGAUUGAGCGAUGUUUCUACCCACGGAAAUCUUUCAAAUGUGACAAGUGUGGUGACCCGACAGGAGUCACUGGAGAACGAAAGAUUGGUCAACUCCCGCUGCGUCUGGUGGUAACCUCUGAUGUCAAGACGCGAAUCCGAAACCACACGCAGAAUCUCAAGUUCAAUUACAUAGACUAUGAAGACAAGCAACAGAUCGCACACUAUCGUUGGCUUGGCGGCAUCUAUAACAACGAAUCCCAUGCUCGCCUUUUUUGGACAGAUACGCAACGAGGCGAGAAAGAUGAUGGAAAUCUUAUGAUGUACGACAGCCAAGUCAAUUCCGGGGUUCUGAUCGGUGGAGUCCCAGGAUUUCAACCUGAAGAAAGAGUACCCACUGAAUGGGUCAACCAUCAUGCUAUUCCACUCCUUUUCUAUGAGCGAAUCAUGAACCCCACCACAGACAUCCUGUUAAAGGCCAACAACGCGAUGUUCGAGGUAAGCACUUGCGUGGAGGAGAACAAGAAUGUCCUCGAAGCACACAUCCCUUGGAAGCGAUCAACUCCUCCGUUGCAGCAGGAGUCAUGGCCUCGUAUACUUUCAUACAACGGUGAACGCUUCAGCAGUUUCAAUCCCGGCUGGGCAACAGCGCAACCAUCCCCCAACCUAGCCGCUGCACAGACUGCCACGCCCACUAUAACACCCGCCGCUCCCAUUGACCCGGCGCUUAUUGAUCCGGCGCUACUCGAUCCGGCGCUUUUCGAUCCGGCGGUCCUUGACCCAUCGCUCAUUGAUCAAUCGAUGUAUUCCACCACCACACCUCCGGAAUUCGACUUGUCCUCAUUCAUUGACGUACCAAUGAUGGAUGAAGAGCCGAUCAUUGAUCAAGACGUAACUGAGGAUCCCACCCAAAACCCUAUGUUCGACUCGAUGAUGCAGAGUCCACGCUGGGUCGCUCCAAAUCCUGACAUGUGGCCUUCAGGUAUGCCUGAUGAGGAAGGAGCUCUGGACUUCCCCGAACUGCCUAUGACGCCCUACCUAGGCAAUCGCAAGGGCGCUGCGUGGUCAGAUAUUCCCAUGCGAGAUGCAAAUGGGAUUAUCCCUGGGCCUCGAAACCGGGUCUUCCGCACUACGCACGGUAUUGAACUCCAGAGGUCUGCGAUGGCAAACUACGCUAUUGCUAAGCAGGCGCUAAGUGCAAGUGAGAAGGAGGCUCUGCGUGCAGAAAGGAUGCGUCUAUUCAGGGCAAAGCAGAGAUUUAGUGAUGCAGAGGACGAAGAGGAAGAAGAGAAAGCCGACCAAGAGAGAGAUCGACCGAGAGAGGAUAGAGAGGGGCUCGAUAAGAAGAAACAAGAGGAGCUCGACAAGAAGACAAGAGAGGAGCGGGGAAAACAGAAAGAGCUCGAAAAGAAGAGAGAACAGGAAAAACAAGAAAGUGAAGUACUGGCGAAAGAACCGGAGAAAGACCAGAAAUGGACGAUAGAGGAGUCUUGUAAACAGCAACGAAAGGAAGAACAGAAGAAAGAGGAGGAGAAGCCGAAGGUAUCAAGAAGACCGGGGUUGAGGAAUUCGAGGAAGAAGAACACCGAUCCGACGUGGAAGCCUGGUGAUAGUGGAGAUGAAGCAGAUUUGUGA
Molecule: messenger RNA, 3264 nt
Organism: Penicillium mononematosum
Lineage: Eukaryota; Fungi; Ascomycota; Eurotiomycetes; Eurotiales; Aspergillaceae
Exons: 2
Coding region: 1-3264 (1087 amino acids)
Source: RefSeq, a predicted model, not a curated record